AUGUGCAAACAUAUCCUUAAUGCGCAGGUCGCGAUCCGAUCACCGUGCUGUCGCAAAUGGUUCGACUGUGCUGAAUGCCAUGCCGAACAAGAGCAGCACCCACUUCUUCAGUCUCACGACAUGACUUUCGCUUGCAAAAAGUGCAAAAAGUGCUUCCGCAAAGAUACACAGGAGUUCGAGGACAGCGACGAAUACUGCCCGCACUGCGACAACCACUUUGUCAUUGAAGCCAAGAUUGCCAAACCGGCGCUCACCAUCGAAGGCGACGAUACUCGCAUGAACAACAAGCUCCUGAAGGACGACAGAGCGCGAGGGCAACCUCUCCUACGAUCGAUGUUCGACCCAGAUGACGACGCCGAUAAACUGGGCUAG
Molecule: messenger RNA, 372 nt
Organism: Akanthomyces muscarius
Lineage: Eukaryota; Fungi; Ascomycota; Sordariomycetes; Hypocreales; Cordycipitaceae
Exons: 3
Coding region: 1-372 (123 amino acids)
Biological process (GO): protein import into mitochondrial intermembrane space
Cellular component (GO): mitochondrial intermembrane space
Molecular function (GO): zinc ion binding
Source: RefSeq, a predicted model, not a curated record